This is a messenger RNA of Paramuricea clavata, 1944 nucleotides long. Lineage: Eukaryota; Metazoa; Cnidaria; Anthozoa; Malacalcyonacea; Plexauridae. The record is from the annotation of a GenBank genome assembly.
AGCAUCAACAAGAUGGGUUUGAAAUAUCUGACCUCAAAGAAAGGUCUCAUGACAACGCUUGCCUAUCUAUUGAAAGGUUCGUUCAUGCAAGAAAAAAUUGUUACCACCUAGUAUUUCAACUGUUCUGUAAGGUGUUUUUAGGAUAACAUUGAUCGUGAUUUUUUACCUUAGAUGAAACCGAUGCUGAUUUGCGCUUAUCUUGUAUCAAGUACGUUUCACAUUUUCACUUCUGCGGUAUAAUUCAAUAUGUGUGUUCAUGCCCAAUCUACCUCAUCCAGAGGCAUGGUACACAAAUAAGUUUUUUUGUGAAGGAAAAGUCGGAGGACCCAAAGAAAAACUCCUCGAAGGUCAGGGGAGAAGCAACCACAACUCUUUUUACAUGAGUUUUGAAACACAAGGAAUUAAGAUACAAUGAGUUUUGAAGCCGCAUGGGAGAUACCUCAACCAAAGUAAAUAUCCUGGCUUAAAUUAACUUGGUGUUAAAGGGCAGUGCCGCUAAAGGUCAGAUGCUCGUGUUUUUCCAUUUCAUAGAUAUGUUUAAAUAAUUUCCUUGUAGUUGUAUUCAGUCGUUGAUAACGGAACCGGACAAUCCUUCGCUUGGACAUGAACUUAUGGAGAUGGUAUGAACAUUUUUAAUAUUGAACUGCCUGUCAGUGUAGGCAAUGGCAAAAAUAAGAAAGCUUCAGAUUGAUAGGGAUACAACUACCUGAAAAAUACAAGGAGAACUUCGACGUUUCGAGCGAAGGCUCUUUAUCAAAGACCUUACUAACUUCGCGAUGUUGGGUCUUCACUCAAAACGUCGAAGUCCUCCUUGUAUUUUUCAGCUAGUUGUAUCCCUAUCAAUCUGAAGAUUUCUUAUGAACAUAUUUUACUUUUCACAAUCGUACUUUCAUUAUUCGAUCUCUUGAAGAUGUUCUUCAAUUUCAAAUUUGGGUAACGGAAAUUGUAGGUUAAUUUUGUGGAGGUAAGCCCCCCCCCCCCCAAAAAAAAAAACCUGAAGAAAGAUCUCCAGGUGAGAGUGAGGGCCCUCACUCUUAUACACAUGCAUAGUGACUUUUAUGUCCGCGAGCCAGGCUUGGUAACCUGACCGAGAGAUGCGAAGAAUUAGACGCGGCGGAAAAUUUUCCAACUGACGUGCCAGGGUAUACAAAAAGUGUAUUUUGCGUUUUUAGGUUUCAAUCAGAAAGCUUCAAGAAUAUGCAGAUUUAUCCAAAGGGGAGGUUAGAGAUGAACUUUUAAUAAUAAUAUAAUGCUAAUGUAUAUGUAAGAUUAAUAUGUUACUUUAUUUUACAAGGGAUGACUGUUCUAGCAACUGUUAAAUGCUUGCUCAACGACAUACUUUUCUAACUGAUGUAAAAUGUAUUUAUCCUUUACUGUCUAUUCUAGUUAAAGAAAGUGACAUUGGAGUUAAUUUCUGAUCUAACAGAAGUACUUUAUCGGCGGUCUCAACCUUAAAGAUUCUGGACCACUCAUGGUAGGAUUGUUCUAAUUUUUUGAUAUUCAAAGUAGUCGUACCGGUAUUUAAGCGAUGUUCAAUAUUUUUAUGGGAAAGUUUUAUUUAGGAGAAACAUUGACACAUAUAGUAGUACAUAAUAUAUUGGAGUUGUUGAUAUUAUUUAUAAAAGGGAAAUAUGUUACGUAUACGGUUGUAAUAUUUGAAUACGUUUUCGGUAUCCGGCUUUACAUGCGCAGUACCGCUCACGAUAUAACCUAAUAAAGACCGUGGUGUAAAUGUGCAGUUGAUCUUUGGGUCAACGCCAAUAGAUCACCUCAGCUGAAUCGUAACUAAAGCGCAUGCAGCUUCAGCGCAACCGAACUAUAGCUUAACCGCAACAGAAUAUCAACAAACCGCGCAAAACGCUGCCGAACCACAACUACAUCGCGAACGCACAGCAGUAUUAACCAGAGUUGCAUCACGUUUUUAUUCAUUUAUAUAUGUCACUA